CAGGAGGGUCCCUGGGUCCAAUUGGAGCAAAGAGCAAGCAGCAUCUCAAGACAGUGUGUGAACAAGACAAGAGUCCGUCUGGUGCAGCUUGGAGAAGCCCCCUGAACAGCAGCAAGGGGUGCCUCCCGAGCAUGGAUACCUCCAAGUUCAAGAGCCAGACCUCUCUGUCUUCAAGCUCCAGAGGCAGCUCCCAAGGACAGGACCUCCUAGAGGAAGCCCAGCCUCCCCUGCCAAGCCCUGCCAGCAAGGACUUUCUGGGGAUCAGCCCAGGGCCCGGGACCCUGAAGAAGCGGGGCUCCAGACCCUCCUCCAGGGAGAACUUCAUUUCCCUUCUCAAGGGGCCUCAGCAGGACGAUGUCCUCAACUCGAAGACCCAGGAACUGAGGAGUUCACCUCCCAGCCAGAAGAGCAGCGUCAUCCCCAACAACAUUCGCCACAAGUUUGGGAGCCAAGAGGUGGAUCAGCUGGUCUUCAAGGAGCAGGCUCAGAGGGUCAUCAGUGAAGUCUUGGAGGGCCAGAGGAAGAGAAGCCCGUGGUCCAGCAGGACCCAGAGUCCUGUGCAAAUCUCCUCCAUCUUUUCAGACUACCAUGAUCUGGGGUACAACAUGCAGUCCAACCUAUUUCAAGGGCCACCCCAAGAGAUCAAGAGCCUCAUGAAAGCUUCCUACACCCCAGAGGUGCUGGAGAAAUCGGUUCGGGACUUGGAACACUGGCACGGCAGGAAGACAGAUGACCUGGGACGGUGGCACCAGAAAAAUGUCAUGAGCAUGAACUUGCAGAAAGCGCUGGAGGAGAAAUAUGGAGAAAAGACCCACAGCUCCCUUGUACGGAUGGAGACACUGAGGCUCAGUGGAAGAGAAGCAUUCAUGUUGCCUCCUUUGCCAACCCAAACUCGGAGAUGAGGACACAGUGUCAGGCUGAUCUGUGCCCUAUUGUCCUCCAAGGAAUCUCAGUGUCUGCAAUAAGCAGAGGCCAUCAGGAGCCGCAGCAAGCUCAGAAGGAGACAAGAGACUAGAGAUACUGGAGUCCUCGGGAAGGUACUUCAGUGACAUCUGGGCACCCACCAGAAGCCCACAGCAUUGGGUCCACCUGGUCACAAACUGGAAUUUCAAAAAUCAUGAGUCCAAUCAAACCUUUUCUCCUUCCAAGUUACUUAUAUCAGGCAUUUUAUGAUAGCAAUGCAAAGCUGACUAACACAGAUGUACAACCAGGAUGCCCCUAAUCCAGGCUCACAGAGAAGUACGCUGGCCCAAGUGCCAGGCCACUUUCUGUCAUGGCCAGUGCUGUGACUUCCCAUGUGGAGAGUGGGUCAGUGCAGUUGGCCCUGUGUAUCUAUGGGCUCUGAUUGUUAUAGGAAAUGAAAUAGGACCUCCAAAUGAUAUAAGGGAAAUAUAUCAUCCAACCUGCUGGAUGUCUGAUACACCAAGUUCAUGUUCUCUAAGAUUGAAAAAUGAAUUUUAGGAACAGCAGAGGUUAAGAAUAGGAAAGUAUUUAUUGAGAGGAUAGCUUCUAGAGGCAGGAGGGGACCUGAAUGGGUAGCUGGGGACCCUACUUUACAAGGAAGUUUUAUAGAGCACAACCACAUGGGUACAACGUGAGUUAAAGCUGUGAUCAACCAAUAAGGUUACAAGUAUAGUCACUUAGGUAAUAAUGACCCAAUGGGGAAGCAAGUCACAUAGUGAGAGUAUAUGGAAAGAACAAAGAACUUCUCAGGCAGGUGAUGGAUCCCGGGUCUUGGUCACCACUGAGGUGACUGAUGCCUAUCUAGACUUUAUUACAUCAGGUGCUGUCAUUUAUCACAUCACUUGGGGAAGUAUGUAGACCUGCUCCUUUUGUCAUCAUCUUGAUGCUUGUCCCCCAACUGAUGUGUAUCUGGCCACAGUUGUAGUGUGUUUUUACCUUUUGUCCUGACUCUCAAGGGCUCAGCCCUGUCUGAUUGCCUUUUAUAUUUCUAUUUAACUUAGUUGUCUAUAAUAAAGGGAAUGGUUUACCAGCUGUUUCCUUUGCUCUUCACCUUGUCCCCACAGCAUAUCCACUUUGGCCUCAUCUAAGCCCUCAAACAUGUUCCUCAUGCAACCAAUCCCUAGUGAUUGUAAGGGUCUUCCUCCCAUGAGUUUUAACCUGUGAGCUCUGUUAAGUAAACAUUAUAGAAGUUUGCUGUUUUGGACCAGGCUUCUGCACUAGGCCCCAAUAGACCAGGCUAAAAUCAAAAUGGAGUCACUUAGUGAUGGAGACCACCCUGAGCCAGUUACAAUUUUAUAAAUUGGAUUUUCAUAUUAAAAGUAUAAGUCUGCCUAUUAGCCCACAAUGGCUUGCCUGAUGAGCUAGCAGUUGGUGUGUGGAAAAGAAACAACCCCCCAUGCCACUAGUCACAGCAGAGGUGUCAAUGAUCCGUGACACUGUGACGUCUUGGAUGGCAAGACAAUAGCUAAGGGCAACUACACAAACUUCUAUAGAAGCAAAAAUUAAUCUGUGGGAAAAAACAAAUUUCCCAUUAAUCAAUGAUCUGUUCCUGCUAGAAUGUUUUGUUCCUUUGUUGCUAGGACCAGUGCUCUCCACUCCACUGUUCCCUACACCAUCCUUUAUAGCUUCAAGAAGCUGUGUGUUCAAUAAAUAGUGGCAAGCUCCAGGAGACAGUGUCUUAGCCUGAUAAGAGCUUUAACCAUCCUAGGCCCCUUAUGCAGUAUGGAUUUUGUCUUUUCUUUUGUUAUCCUGGUUUAGUACCAUUGGUAGAGUGAUUGGGGUCAAUAACAGGCUAAAGUUCAAGUCACCAAACUGAAACUAAGCAGUUUAUCUGACCUUCCAAGAAACCAGGAGAGGUGAGAGAUGACUAUCAGAUUUCCCAAACAAGCCAGUUUCAAUUGGCUGAGUUCCCUCUGCCUUAAUCUUUUCACAAAAAAGGAAGGAAGGAAGAAAGCAAGCAAGCAAGCAAGCUGUUGUUAAUCACUGUUGGGAACAAUGCUAC
Heterocephalus glaber (naked mole-rat) is the source of this 2965-nucleotide messenger RNA. RefSeq names its product ciliary microtubule inner protein 4 (gene Cimip4). NCBI's taxonomy places the organism in Eukaryota, Metazoa, Chordata, Mammalia, Rodentia, Bathyergidae. The record is from RefSeq and is a predicted model, not a curated record.